CCCCCCCCACCCCGGUUUUUUUGGCUGUCCCCCACCUUGCAAUGGCCUCUCUGGAGAAGAUGCUGCCCGGACCGGCCGCGCUGCUCUGCUGCCUCUGCUCCCUGCUGCUCCCCGCCCAGGCCAAGGGCCCAGCCCCCAGCCCCGAGCCCGCCGAGCCCCCCGGUGCCAUCCAGCUGCCCGUGAGCUACCGCCUGUCCAACACCCGCCUGGCCUUCUUCCUCAAGGAGCUGCGCUCCAGCCCUGCGGCCAACGGCAGCGCCGCUCUGCAGCGCUCCGAGCCCUUCGUCGUCUUCCAGACCAAGGAGCUGCCCGUGCUCAACGUCUCCCUGGGGCCCUUCAGCACGGGGCUGGUGCUGCCCAGGGAGCACCUGCAGCCCUCCAGCACGCUGGAGGUGCCCGACCGCCUCACCGUCAACUGGAAGGUGCGCGCCUUCAUCGUGCAGCCGCGGCUGCUGGCCAGCCAGCCCGUGGUGCAGGUGCUGUUCUACGUGGCCGGCCGGGACUGGGACGAUUUCGAGGUGGGCGAGCGGCUGCCCUGCGUGCGGCUGCACGCCUUCCGCGACGCCCGGGAGCUGCGCAGCUCCUGCCGCCUGCGGGGCAGCCUGGCCAUGUGCCUGGUGCAGGCAGAGCUGCCCCACGCCUGGUUCGGCCCCUCGGCGGUGCCGCUGGGCAGGAGGAAGAGCCCCGAGAGCCUGGAGGUUGGGGAGAGCCAGCAGGCCGAGCUGUAUUACACCCUGCACGCCCCCGACGGCGCCGGGCAGUGCCCGGGGGACGCUCGCCGCGGGGCCGGCGGCGCUCGCACCGAGGGUCCCACGCAGCACCCGCUGCUGCGCAUCGGCAGCGUCAGCCUGCUGCAGCCCCCGCCCGGGCCCGCCCUGCAGGAGCACCCCCUGGACGGGAACGUCUUCAUCCGCCUGCCCGACAAGCCCCUGAAACCCGGGGAGGUGCUGAGCAUCCUCCUCUACCUGAUGUCCAACUCCACGGUGGAGCAUUUCACCCUCAGGGUGAAGGCCAAGAAAGGAGUGAACCUGCUCAGCACCAAGUCCAGGAGCGGGCAGUGGCUGGUGAGCUCGGAGCUGCUGACGGGUGGCAAACACUCCACUGCCACUGUUGAUGUGUCCAGGGUGGAUGGGGCUGGACCCAGGGAUGGGGACUCCUCGUCUGAGAUCAUGCAGCUGGAUUUUGAGAUGGAGAACUUCACGAGCCAGUCGGUGACGCGCCGCAUCAUGUGGCACAUCGACUACCGGGGCCGCAACCCCCCGCCCGACCUGGAGAAGGUGGUCACGGAGCUGACGGUCAUCCAGAGGGACAUCAGGGCCAUCGUGCCCCUGGCCAUGGACACGGAGAUCAUCAACACAGCCAUCCUGACGGGGCGCACCGUGGCCAUUCCCGUCAAGGUCAUUGCCAUCGAGCUGAGCGGCGCCAUCGUGGAUGUGUCAGCCAUGGUGGAGUGCAAGUCCAACAACGAGGACAUCAUCAAGGUUUCCAGCAGCUGUGACUACGUCUUUGUGAGCGGGAAGGAGUCGCGGGGCUCCAUGAGCGCCCGGGUCACCUUCACCUACGAGCACCUGUCGGCCCCGCUGGAGAUGACGGUGUGGGUGCCCAAACUGCCCCUGCACAUCGAGCUCUCGGAUGCCCGCCUGAGCCAAGUCAAGGGCUGGAGGGUGCCCAUCCUGCCGGACAGGAGGUCGGUGCGGGACAGCGAGCACGAGGAGGACGAGGACGAGCGGAGGCAGAGCCGGGGCUGUGCCCUGCAGUACCAGCACUCCACGCUGCAGGUCUUCACCCAGUUCCACACCACAGCAGCUGAGGGCACGGGCCAGGUGGUCACCAUGCUGGGGCCAGACUGGCUGGUGGAGGUCACCGACCUGGUCAGCGACUCCAUGCGCGUGGACGACCCGCGGGUGGCUCACCUGGUGGACAGCUCCACGCUGGCCGGGCGGGAGCCGGGCACCACGCUCUUCAAGGUGGUGUCCCCGCUGGUGGAGGCGGUGCUGGGCGAGACGCUGGUGACGGUGGCGGAGGAGAAGGUCAGCAUCACGGAGCUGAGGGCCCAGGUGGUCUCCAGCCUCUCGCUGUCCCUCCACCCCAGCCCUGGCAACAGCCACACCAUCAUCGCCCGCACGUCCGUGCAGCAAACCCUCAGCUUCUUCAAGCAGGAAGCGCUGCUGAGCCUGUGGAUUUCCUACAGCGACGGCACCACGGCCCCCCUGUCCCUGUACGACCCCAAGGACUACAACCUGGCGGUGAGCAGCCUGGACGAGAAGGUGGUGACGGUGAGCCAGGACCGGGCGUUCCCCUUGGUGGUGGCGGAGAGCGAGGGCGCGGGGGAGCUGCUGCGGGCCGAGCUGGUCAUCUGCGAGAGCUGCCAGAAGACCAAGCGCAAGAGCGUGCUCGCCACGGCCCUGGCCACCGUGCGCGUCCACUUCGGCUCCGAGGAGGACCCCACCUACGACUACGAGCACGCGUCCAGCCGGCCGGGGCCGGGGGAGCCCGGGGCCAGCACCACCCUGCGGGCAGAGGUGGACAGGAGAGCGGAGCCCAGCGAGGACGGCCGCGCGUCCGGCGCGUCCCACCCCACCCAGGACUUCCCCACCAUCCCCACCGGCUUCGUGCAGGUGACGCGGGGGCUGACGGACCUGGAGAUCGGGAUGUACGCCCUGCUGGGCGUUUUCUGCCUGGCCAUCUUGGUCUUCCUCAUCAACUGCAUCGUCUUUGUGCUGAAGUACCGGCACAAGCGCAUCCCGCCCGAAGGCCAGACCAACACGGACCAUUCGCACCACUGGGUGUUCCUGGGCAACGGGCAGCCCUUGAGGGCUCACAGUGACCUCUCCCCGCAGCCCGAGAGCCCGGGGAACCCGCUGGAGAACGUGCAGAGCUGCUGCCACGGGGACCACCACAGCAGCGGGAGCUCGCAGACCAGCGUGCAGAGCCAGGUGCACGGGCGCGGGGACGGCUCCUCGGGCGGCUCCACGCGCGACCAGAGCGAGGACCCGCUCAACUCGCCCACCUCCAAGAGGAAGCGGGUCAAGUUCACCACCUUCGCCACCAUGCCCUCGGACGAGCUGGCCUACAACUCCAUCCCCAUCGCCGACGAGGAGGACUUGGAGUGGGUGUGCCAGGACAUGGGGCUGCAGGACCCCGAGGAGCUGCACAGCUACAUCCGCAGGAUCAAGGAGAUGGCUUAACGCGGGCUGGGGGCGGGAGGGAGGGGCUGCCACGCUGUGCCACCGCCUUGUGCCGCCACGCUGUGCCACCCUGUGCCACCACAGUGUCACCACGCUGUCACCUCGCUGUGUCACCUCGCUGUGUCACCUCGCUUCCCCGGGGCCGCACGCCGCGCGCGGCUCCUCCCGCACAUCUCACGUCCCCGCCCGACCAGAGGCUCCUCUGGGGGGUCUUUUUUCAGUUCUGGCCCUUUCCCCACUGGUUCUCCCCGGGAGGCAGCAGCAGCGGCGGCCCCAGCCAGGGGAGCCGGGGGUCACAGCUCAGGGCGUGCGUGGGGCUGUGGGUCCUGCCGCAAGGGGCUGGCAGAGGGCAGAGAUCCCGUUUCCCCCGGCCCCAGCAGGGAGCUGGUGGGGGAGAGAUCCCAAGGGCCUCCCCCAGCCUUUGCUGCGCUCAGUUGCACAAUUUUGGAGGUGAGUGCUGGGUCACCCCGUGGGUUUUGGGGUGUUGGUCCACACUGGGUGAUGCCAGGGGGCACGGUGGCCACGGGGCAUCGCUGUCCCCAAAUGUGCCCCAAAUUCCCGGUGUGCCCCCUGCUUGGGCAGUUUGGGGGUGACCACUUGGGACAUUUGCUGUCCCCAAAUGUGCCCCAAAUUCCCGGUGUGCCCCCUGCUUGGGCAGUUUGGGGGUGACCACUUGGGACAUUUGCUGCCCAUCCUGCCUGUCCCUCUGUCCCAGCCAUGGGGUCAGUGCUGGGUUCCCAGGGUUUGUGCCCCCUCCCAGCGCUGGGAUGUGGCUCUGGGAUGGGAAUGUGGUGUGGGGACACCUGGCCUGUGUCCCAGUGCCAGCCCAGCAGGGAUGCCCGGGGCCAGGCUCAGCCUGUGUGGUGCCUUCUGACUGCCAUAACCCGAUGCCUCCUGGUCCCCCCGUGCUGGUGGCACCUCCCAGCCCCUCUGGCUCACCCAAGGGUCCCCCCAGCCCAGGGCCACCCCACCUCCCACCCCCAGCCUGGGGGGUACCAGGGCUGGCAGGCUGGGGACACUGGGCUGUGCAAUUGUCCCCAUGGGCAUGUGGGGACAGGGACCACCCCAGCAUCACCCACUGGAGGCUGGCAGCAGAUUAUUUCUGGAUUGAGAGUUACCCACCAC
Messenger RNA from Oenanthe melanoleuca, 4313 nucleotides. RefSeq names its product transmembrane protein 132E (gene TMEM132E). Lineage: Eukaryota; Metazoa; Chordata; Aves; Passeriformes; Muscicapidae. The record is from RefSeq and is a predicted model, not a curated record. The transcript is spliced from 9 exons. Bases 42 to 3188 code for a protein of 1048 amino acids.